Molecule: messenger RNA, 4515 nt
Organism: Meleagris gallopavo (turkey)
Lineage: Eukaryota; Metazoa; Chordata; Aves; Galliformes; Phasianidae
Product: tripartite motif-containing protein 59-like
Biological process (GO): innate immune response; protein monoubiquitination; negative regulation of DNA-templated transcription
Cellular component (GO): RNA polymerase II transcription regulator complex
Molecular function (GO): zinc ion binding; ubiquitin protein ligase activity
Source: RefSeq, a predicted model, not a curated record
GACGAUGCGGCGGGGGCCCGAGUAUCGUGCCCGCUGUGCAGGAAGCUCUGCCCGCUGCCCCGCGGCGGCGCGGCCGCUCUGCCCGUCAACACCACGCUGGCCGAGGUGGUCAGGCUGUACCGCUCGAACGCGGCCAGGGCCGGAGGAAGCUGUCAGAAACACCCGGGCCGGCUGCUGCAGCUGUACUGCCGGAUGUGCCGCCAGGCGGGGUGCGGGCAGUGCGUAUCUGAGGAGCACCAGGGGGUUUUCCACUCCAUCAACCUGAUCGACACCGUGUACCAGGAGGAGCAGUUGAACUUCUUCAGCAGUCUAAAACAAAUGAGAAUAAUAAAUGAGAGGCUGAUGAAUGAGAUCUCCAGUCCUGCAGAUGAUACUGAUAUGGUGCUGAAUAAUGAAGCAGAGAUCAUCGCGCUGGCAUUUGGAGAAAUUUCCAAAACUCUGGAAAUGAAGAAACAGCAGUUGACAGAAGAUCUUGAAAAUCAAAGACGUAAAAAAGAGAAAGAGUUUCAGAUUUGGAAGAAAAUGAAAGAAACUCACAAGAAAACCAUUGAGAAUCUUUUGAACGAUUGUGAGAAGCUAGUUCAUGAAUGUGAUCCUCAGCAAUUCCUGGAGGUGGCCUGUGGCUUGAAUACAAGAAUGAAAACUCAGCUUGACCUGAUGAAUAUAGCAUCUAGCUAUAAAAAACCACCAGAGAGCACUCAGAAGAAAAUGGAUAUCAAACCUGUGGUUAAUGAAAUCUUGGCUUUGAAGUUAGUGCCACUUAAUGUAGACAUAAAUAAAGACCUGCCUUCUGGAGGAAAUGAGAACUCAACAGAAAAUAUCAUGAAACAGUGGCAGGACCAGAAGAAUAUACCCGGCUCAUUUCUUCCAGUAGCAGGACAUGAGGAAGCACUGACAGACAGUGGUAGAAUCUGUACUCACCUAAUGUCAAUAUCAGAAAUGCCAGUGUUUCAAAACUUGAGUCAUGAGGAGCUGCGAUACAAAUACUACAUGGAACAUCAGAAUCUUAAUAAGCUCAAGAUACAAACUUUACCUGCAAGUAAAAAGUAUGAGUUUGUGGCUGCUGAGGCUUUGAAGAGUAAGUCCUCAGGAAUUCCUGUUGUAUCUUCAACUACCAAAGCAAAUAACAUGGAUAGAGUAAAAGUGGAAACCCUGUCAAGAGAAGGUGGUAUUGAUAAGACAAGCUUUCCUGGAAGUAGUAAUCAUUGCAUCCCAUCCACCAGUACUAAAUUGUCUGAAACAAAUGGUGACUUAAGCUUAGCUCAUGAGAGAAGUUCAGAGGAAGCAACCACUCCAGCCUUACCAGAAAACUCUAAAGACCAAGAAAUUAAAGAAAAUUUGCCAAUGCAGUCAUCAGCAGUUACAAUAUCCAACGAAAUGGACGCAAAUUCUGGUGUUUCAUUGGGCUUAAAGCCAGCAGCAUCAGUAGCUAUUACUGUUUCAAAUUCAAAUUUAGAUUUUUCUGCUUCUGGUGCAUGUAGCAACUCAUUACCUAGACUUAAUAAAGAUGCAGCUACAUGUUCCUUGAAAGACAGUAAAUAUGCUUUCCCUAAAUUUUAUCUAGGAAAAUGUGAUCGUGAAGAUAAAGCAGAUAACCAGUGCGAAAGCAGAUUUAGAAAAUGUAGCUCUGUAGGCAAAACCAGAGUUUCUGAUGUUUCAACCUCUUGUAAUUUAGAAUCAGCAGGAAGUCAGAAACCAGUUUAUUCUUUUUCCAAUGGCAGUUCAGAAAGAAAAUGUUUAGCAGCAUCGGAAGUCAGUGAUUCAUUUAAGACUUUGUCAUUACAUUCAUUUUUUAACCAGUCUGAGAAGACAUCUGACCUAAAUGUACUAUCUCACAUGGGAAAAAACACAUCUCUAAAGAAAACUGUAGAUGGUACACUGAAACCAUCUGUCUCAUGGGAACAAAACAAUAAUGCCUCAAAGUCCAUCACAACUGUACCUUGUGGUACUUCAGAAACCACCACUACAGCUGGAGUGAAUGUUAUCUCUGAGUCCUCCCUUCUCCCCAGCAGUUGUGUAUUUUCCUUCAAAAAUAACAGUUUUCAGUUACUUCCAAAUGAAAUUGCUGGUGAAGAUAUUGUCAAAAAUACCUCUGAUUCACUGACUUCCUCCUCUGUGCUUUUGUCUAGAAAUGGUACUGACAAAACCGAAAAAGAAAAAAUGAAGUCUCUUGGCAAAACACCUCUAAAUCUAGGAAAUUCUGCGUAUCCAGUGUGUGCAGAGCCUGCUUCUAGACUCAGUCAUCGAAAAUGUGAAGGCUCUUCUCUUUGUAUGAGCUCAUCUAAGAACAUUGGAAGUACAGACAUACUUGUUAAUAUUAAUUCUUCUUGUACUCGGCCUUUAUGUUCAGCAGUCCUUCCUGUUAACGAUGGGAAUGCAUCUUCCACUCCGCUUACUAUUACUUCAACAAAACAAGAAAUAAAGGUAAAACAUCAAGAAAAUAAAAUUACUGCUGAAAGCAACUAUUCCUGUCCCUGGAGGGAAGAAGAAUUUGAGUCUGUGCCAUUUCAGAAUACAGCUUGUUCUGCUCCCGAAGCAUGCAAUGAUUUGCCUUCAGUAGGUUCUGUACUUGCAGUAAACGAGGCCAGAGAAAUGUCAAGUGACAGCGAUUCUGACACUGAAAAGCUAACUCAAACAUCAGUGUCUAGUGAUACCAGCAGUGCAUCAGAAUAUUUGUCUGUUACAGAAGACGAAGUGUCUGUUAGAAGAAAAUCGGAGACAUGAAGAGAGUGAAAUGGAACACAGCUACACUUAGAAUAGAAUAAAAUAAACACUGCAUAACAUAUUAAACAGUGGGAAUACCUGUCAUUUUAUAGCUGUUCUUUAUGAUAAUCUUACCUAUUAAGGUAUGUGUUAGAAACAUAGCUGCUUAUUAGCAAGUACAAUGUACUAAAGUAAUUCUUUUCAAAAAAUCCAAACUGAAAAACAAUGAAAAAUAUCAUGUCUUCCUAAAGACUUAAGAAUUGACCACAUGUGCUGUAUCUUUCAGAAACAGAAUUUCCAGGAAGCUAUUUGGGUAUUAUGAGUAGUAGGGAAACUGAUGUCUCCAAGAGCAGGCUCAGUGAAGACUCAGUAGCAGGAGAAAAUAUAUUGCUAUUUCAGUACAGUAGCACUUGCACUAGGGUUAUGGGAUAGGAGAGUACGGACAAUAUCAUUCUGUUGAGCGUGGAAGAGCCUUGGGGAAAUAAAGGUUGUAGAAGACAUUAGUAAAAAUCUUCUUUGAUCUCCCUUUGACUGUAUUCUUUUUCUAUGCUGUGUUUAAUGGAUAAUGAAGGUACAAUUCCUAGUUUAAUUUCAAUAAUUUUAUCCAUUUGAAAUUGAAAUACUGCCACAUUUUUCUUGUUAGUCAUGGAAGUAUAUCAGCUACACUACUGCAAUGCUACAUUUACAAAAAGUGAUUUAAUUUUCAGUUCCCUUUGGCAGCAAUUUGGAAACUAGUAGAUAAAUUCUAACUUCUUGUUUUGAUGAGAUUAUUAUGAGGAUAUAGCUUUUAAAACAAAAUCUCCUUCAAACUUUGUGCAACAUCAGGAAAAAAGGAAAUUGCACUUCUAACUGUAAGUAUUAAUUAUCCAGAACUCAUUGAUGUAUUUUUUUAAUUUUGUGAAACAUGAUACAUAGAGUAAAAAUUUCUAAUCUUUCUAAUUUAUUCACCAUUCUUUUCUGAUUUAUUCACCUGUUUCCUAAGAGAUGUGUAUGCUUUAGCUAUUAGAAGAUGUAGAUGGUAGUGCAGUGUUAAGUUAAAGGUCCUUCCUUUAGUGUUUGCUUUCUAGCAAGAACUAGUGCCAGAACAUAAAUCCCACGUUAUGUGGAUAUGUCAACUGGCAAGUUUUAGAUCAUAAAUUCUGAAGCAAAAUAUUUAAUAUCCCUUUGAAAUUCUUCAGUGGCAUCUAACUUGUUGUGUUGGGUUUUUUGUUUGUUUUCUUCCAAAAAUUUCCAAGUUCAUGUUUUAACUUCACUUAUAUUAAAUCUGUGAGACUUAUCCAUUUACUUACUAUGACAGAAACUUGGAAAUACUUAAAUUAAUGUUUUCUAAACUAAUUUUAUUUUUUCUAAAUUUUUGGCACUCGUAUCUUGGUGCUGGUGAAUUCCUUUACUGCUGAAAAAUAGUUUCUAGAACUUCCUUAUCUUCCCUUGAUGUCUGUGUUAUAGUAAGGAAGAUAGCAAAAAUAUUGUUAGUGUUAUCAUUCUUUAUCUUCAUCCCUUAAGUGUUUUUUCUGUUUUUCCUGAGAAUCGGUCUACUUUUAUCUCAAAAUAUGUGUAUGUUUUUUUCAGAAUGCAGAGGAGAGGUGUUUAAAAAGGUAUUAAGCUAAAUUCCUGUAAGGUAAGGCCAUUAUAUGCUGAUAGUGGCAGUCCUAGUGGAUCUCUCUAUAAUGAAAACAGGAGCAAUGGAGAUAUAUAAUCACUUAAAAAACUUGUUGCUAGAAGACUAUAUUUCAGAAAAUGUGGGGUUGAUUUUUUUUGGUUGUUGUUGUUUUUACAUCAACCAAAAAAAAAAAACCUUUAUGACAGGAAUAU